ACAUCAUUUUGGCCACCAUCUUCUUCUCUCUAUCUUUCACAUGUGCUAUGGCUCUCAUACAGACGACCAGAAUCCGGGUCGGGUCGCCGGCCACGGCCGUGGCCGCGCACUUGUUCGGUGUGAUUGCAGUCAUCCUCAUGCUUGUGUGGGUGUUUCACUACCGUGGGGGCAUUGAUCUUGACUCUCAAGAUUCAGAACGUGUUUUCAAUGUACACCCAUUCCUCAUGAUUUUUGGAUUUAUUUUUGUCAUAGGAGAAGCGUUGAUAGCCUACAAGACGAUCCCCGCCGACCACGUGGGCCAAAAAACAUGUCACUCCAUCCUCAACUUGAUUGCCUUCAUCAUAGGGGUUAUUGGAAUCUAUGCUGUCUUCAAGUAUCACGAUCGGGCCCAAAUAUCAGACAUGUACACCUUGCAUUCAUGGCUAGGAAUAACUACCAUCUGCUUAUUUGGAUUACAGUGGGUGUUUGGGUUCCUCAGCUUCUGGUUGCCAGUAACUCGAGGCUCAGCAAGGGCUAGGAUCGCUCCAUGGCACGCCUCAUUCGGUGUCUGUAUCUUCGUGAUGGCGAUCUGUACGGCUGAGAUGGGGUUGGCGGAAAAAUUCAUAUUUUCUGGGCUAACGGGUGGAAAUCAGGCCAACGUGAUAAACGCCACAGGAUACAUGAUCUUCCUCUUUGCGGUCUCCGUAAUCCUAACCGUUGUUUGAUGUGAUGAUCUGACCGUUAGUGUCGCUUCCACACAUAUAUAUUUUUUAAUUUAUAUUUUUGAGAAAUGAUAAGAAUAUCUGGUCCGUUCAUCAGUAAGGCCCAUCAUGAAUGUGAUACGUGCCCAUGCUGUGUGCGUGCGUGUGGAUUUCAAUAGGGUUGGUUUCUUUGUUCAGUAACGAUUAUUGUCUAUUUACAUGUUGAAAUUCUUGUUUUUCUUUUGAGCUACUACAGUAAACUUUGAUUGGAGUGGUGACUUUAA
Magnolia sinica is the source of this 964-nucleotide messenger RNA. Its product is annotated as probable transmembrane ascorbate ferrireductase 3. Gene Ontology annotation, molecular function: oxidoreductase activity. The transcript has 4 exons. The record is from RefSeq and is a predicted model, not a curated record. NCBI's taxonomy places the organism in Eukaryota, Viridiplantae, Streptophyta, Magnoliopsida, Magnoliales, Magnoliaceae. Bases 48 to 704 code for a protein of 218 amino acids.